UGAUAGUCAGCAGCAGUGGGUCACAGUGAAAUCUUUUUUCUUCAUAGAGAAGUGCCAUAGCUGCCGCGGUGCGACGUAAAAGUAGCCCCAAAACCRGCAACCCAUGACCAAUACAUUUUCACGUGACAUUCUUUUCAAAGUAGCCCAAUUUGCAGGAACACUGCYUACAUGGCAACCCUGCUUUAUGGACACUGUAGCCUCAAUUUKGUCUAGAAUUUAAGGGUCCUCCACGUAUUAAAUUCAUCAGCAAUGCCGGUUCCUGUUAUGCCUGUAGACAUCGCUAUGCGGAUGUACAUCACACACUCGCCACCUCUCCGGAGCUUCCUCAGUUCCCAUGAGGACUUGAGGGCCAGGAACCGGGUAAACCACUACAAGCCCCUACGGCCCUGCAUCAGCUCCCAGAGGCCCCUGGAGGCCCCCAGUCUGGUCUGGAAGAGCCCCAAGACAACCAUGAAGACCUCAAAGGGCAAGAAGAGAGUGGUCUUUGCCGACUCCAAAGGCAUGUCCCUCACAGCCAUCCACGUCUUUUCAAAGUUUGAUGAGGAMCCCGCGCUGUCCAACUUUCAAUUUGACCUCAUAGACCUAGAGAAUGCCACCAUGGAGCUGAAGAUCAGCACCAAGCGAAGCCUGGCGCUGGACUUUCCCCAACCCGCUGCAGACUAUCUGGCCUUCCGGAACCAGCUGUUGAAGAACUCUGUGUGCCUGGAAAACUGCACACUGCAGGAUAAGUCACUCACGGGCACCGUGAAAGUCCGAAACCUUGGCUUUGAGAAAUCUGUCCAUGUCCGGGUAACUGUUGACUCAUGGAAAACCUACACAGACAUUGACUGCACCUUUAUGAACAACGUCUACAGUUGCCAGGACACAGACACAUUCGCCUUUGUCUUCAAACUGCCCCGUUACGUACCUCCUUAUAAUAGAGUCGAAUUCUGCAUAUGCUUCAAAAGCAAAGACCAGGUUUUCUGGGACAAUAAUGAUGGGAAAAACUACAUUCUCAAACCAAUUGGGUGGAAUGGAGAGGAUGUGAAAACACUGCCCAAAACCCCUGCUGAGCGUAAGAAACCAGAAGAGCACAAGAACUCCAGUAAACUACUGGAGAUGGGGUUUGACCAGUUUGGAAGUCCCCGCUCAUCAAGUGGACUCUUUCUUGGGUUGCAAAGCUGGGGCCGAAUUGAGAAUGGUGCCAACUACUGGUGAAAUUAGGGAAGACUUUCAGCUACAGUGAAUAGUUAUAACAGGGAUAGACUUGGAGCAGAGGGAUAGCUGUACUAGUGACAUAACUUAUCUUAAAAUGUCAAAAGCUGCUUUGAAUGCAAUGAAGCACAUCAAGAAAUAAAAAGUGUAUGGAAAUAUGGACCAUGGCUAGUUUCUACWGCUAUUUGGUUACCAUAGAGAUACUUUCUUAAUAUGAUCAAAGAGACGGAGGCAAUUGAUUUUUAUGUUAUUUUACAUGUGAUUCUUGUGUAAAGUAAGUUAGUGCCUUCUCAAUAUCCUGCCUGUUAUAAAACAAAUACCCAUUGAAAUUUAAGUUUGACAACCUGUAACCUGGUAUAAGAAUUUACGUAAGCAAAUGCACUGAUUGAGAUGAACUUCCUGAUUUCCAUACAUACAGUAUGUGGUGGGAUUGGACCAAUGGGAUGUCCUUCAUAUUGAAGGGUAAGAGUGGUAUCAUCCAUCUGUGAAKAAAUAAAAUACAAAUGUAUAUGAAUUUCUCAGUAAAUAAGGCAAAUGAUAAAAUGCACCUUCAACAUCCUUUGUACCUUCAAAAUAUAUGUUUUUAUUCAA
Molecule: messenger RNA, 1785 nt
Organism: Salvelinus sp. IW2-2015
Lineage: Eukaryota; Metazoa; Chordata; Actinopteri; Salmoniformes; Salmonidae
Product: protein phosphatase 1 regulatory subunit 3C-B
Biological process (GO): regulation of glycogen biosynthetic process
Cellular component (GO): protein phosphatase type 1 complex
Molecular function (GO): protein phosphatase 1 binding; glycogen binding
Source: RefSeq, a predicted model, not a curated record